AUCGCCCUAUCGCCCAGUCAGUGAGUAUCCAUCUCUCAUGCAAAGGAUGCAAAGUAUUUCUCUCUUCUUGAUGUUUGCUGACAAGUCGCGUAACGCGUUCGCGUAAACCUUAAAUCUAGUAGUGGCAGUGGAGAAAUUUUCCAAGUGACGGUCUCCAAUGACCCAACAAAAUGUUCAAUGUACCGCCAAAGUUUUAUGAGCUGUGUCGCCUUUGUUUAGCCUCCGAUGGUGUUAGUUUCCCAAUAUUCGAGGAUGAAGGUUCCGAAGGAAACUACGCGGAGAAGAUCCUGACGUUGCUCUCAAUCACGGUAAAAGAUGGCGACUCAUUACCACCCAUCCUUUGCCACCAUUGCAAAUACAAGUUGGAUGUGUUACACACCUUUCGGGAAGUCUCACACAAAUCCGACGGUAUACUCAAACAGUACCUGCAUUAUGCCAAGCAAUUGUCGCUUGAAGAACAGGCCAAGUCUUUCUCCACUGCCCAAGUAGCAGACUUAAGCCCGCUCCAAUCGUUUCUGCAGCUAAACAAAACGCUGUUCAACGAGGAGCCAAACAAUUCUCCGGCCAGCAUUAAUCAAAACGUUAUACCUCAGACGCAAACGCAUCACCUUGAAUUACGGGCCCAUGAUACAAACGACCUGGAGAAUGUCAAAUGCGAGGAGCCAGACGAUGAUACAUAUUCAAACAGCUCGGAUCCCGAUCGUUUGGAAAUCGAGGAUCGAGAAGAGCAGGAUCAGGAGCAAGACUCUGAUGGAGAGGAAAAUGGUUACGAUAUGACUGUUACAAAAAGGUCCAAACUGGACGACAGUUAUGACAACUCCAAGCCCAGUUCACCCAGGACAAGUCCCAUCAAUCGAAUGGAUACACCCGAGAGCAAUUGUUCUGAUUCGCAUAUCGACCAAGAAACCACAAAGCUUUGGCAGCAAUUAACGAGCAGCAAUAGAAGUUUGGAAAUUACCAGGACAAACGGUGACAAAUUGAACAACGGCUUCACGGGGGAGGCGACAAAUCUUCUGAGAUCGUUAAUUAAUAACAGGCAAAUCGGUAUCACCGCCGUUGAUUCCGAUGGAGUUUCUCCGCAAAUCAGAUUUUACAGAGAUACUCAAGGAACGGCGAUUGAACGCACGAUUCCAGAUUGCUCAGUUCUAGGCAAUCGCACCCUAGAAAACAAGAGUGCCUCCAUGGAUAGUAAUCCAUCCAGUCCGGCUAGUAUUGGCCGAAAGGAAACAAAGGGUAGACGAAAACAAAGUUAUCCCAGCAAAGCUCCCACCAGUCCUGGACUUAUUAAUUAUCGCCUCGAGUCUAAUGAAGAGCAAGCUCAAGAUUUUACAUCUUGGUCGCAAAAGGCCAAGGAAAAGAUGGAGGAUCAGAAGCAGCAAAUUGAUCAGCAGAGUGGUAACAUUACAAAGAAAGUAGACAUGUCUUGCACAAAUUGUGGCACAAUGACAACAACUAUUUGGAGGCGAAAUACAAAGGGGGAGAUGGUUUGUAACGCGUGUGGCCUUUACUACAAAUUACAUGGUAUUAACCGUCCUGUAACGAUGCGAAGGGACACAAUUCAUACUCGCAGACGUCGACCUAAGGGUGAGAAACCCACAAGGCAUCGAAAAAAAGGAGAUGCCCUUCCACCACAGACUGAUCAUAUGGACGCUGAAAGUGCUGACAUGUUGGCGGCCCUUCGACGUCAAAUUCAACCUCACCUUAUGAUGGCGGCGUUAACGCCUUCAAGGAUACCCGGUGCCCAUGGUCCUCCGUCGGCUGCGCAACUCAACUAUGGCCUUCCAAUAUCCAACUUUCUUCCAAUGCCCAAUAUGAAAUCAGAGGGACGAGACCAUCAUCACCAUCAUCAUCAGGCUUCAUCAGAUGACGGUGACGACACAAUGGAUGGUGUCGGCGACAAUUUCUCGGAUGUUCCACUAAAUUUAGUCGCAACUUCUUUAUCGGAAGGAGCUCAUUGAGGAAGAGGAGUAUAAUAAAUCUCUCAACUGCCGAAAUUCGUCGAUAAGUCAAUCAAACCUGGACAGACACAUUUUGUUUGUCCAGCCGCGUACGAGGAAUAAAAACGUGAGUUUAUUUUUCUUGAUGCGAAUCUCGUUGUUGAACAAUCUUCCAUUUGGUUGAAGAAAAGAGUGCGAGAUGGCGAAAAAAAAAAACAAACAAAACUAAAACCAGGAAAAAAAAAGAAACCAGAUCUGAAUAUGCAACCUGGCCCGUGGUGCAUAGCCUUUGAAAGAACAAACAAACAAACAAAAAAUGAUAUUAAAACGCAGUAUUAAGACGUUAUUCAAAAUGUACAUAUAUAUACAUACACUCAUAUAUGCGGAAAGCAAAGAGUAUUUUUAUACGAAAUUUUCUAUUGCCUGGACCUGAAAUGUCGGGCAGUAUUGUACAUAUACAUGCGUCACAACCCAAUGCGCUUACGACAGAAAAUUGCGCUGUUUGGACAACAACAAAAAAGUUGUACAUUUUUCGUUUUUUUCAUGUAUCGCUUUUGUUCCACGGGCCAAACAGAGUUGUCCAUGACAUAAAUUUGUAAUACUCUCUCCGUUUCUAAUUCUUAAGCACAAUACGUGAAUUACCCCAGUUGGUCUAUUACCUAGUGAUGAAAAAUUUUGUAAUUCUCCAAUUGGCUUGAAAAGAGUAGGUUUUCCGACCGAAAAAUAAUACCCCGCGACGAUUUUUUUUUCUCAAUAUUUUCUUCAUCAAGUAUCAAGUUUUUUUUUUUUGUAUUUAUAUACGAUACUUGAAAGAGAGAUGGAGACUAGGGUUGUGUCUUUAUUGUAAAAUUACGGAGAAUUUACUUACAGAAUUGUAUUAUAGUUGAUGUAGAUAAUCUUUUGAUACGCUGUGAAUUCGUCGUGUGGCGUUUCAGGCUAUAGAUAUACUCUAUAAAAGUUCUCUCAACUCGUACGUACUUAAACAAAAGAAACGAAAUAUUAAACAAACAAACAAACAAACAAAAAAAAA
Belonocnema kinseyi is the source of this 2967-nucleotide messenger RNA. Its product is annotated as GATA-type transcription factor sreA-like. The record is from RefSeq and is a predicted model, not a curated record. Gene Ontology annotation, cellular component: nucleus. Gene Ontology annotation, molecular function: zinc ion binding; RNA polymerase II cis-regulatory region sequence-specific DNA binding; DNA-binding transcription factor activity, RNA polymerase II-specific. NCBI's taxonomy places the organism in Eukaryota, Metazoa, Arthropoda, Insecta, Hymenoptera, Cynipidae. Bases 171 to 1958 code for a protein of 595 amino acids. The transcript has 8 exons. Gene Ontology annotation, biological process: positive regulation of transcription by RNA polymerase II; negative regulation of transcription by RNA polymerase II; cell fate commitment.